Molecule: messenger RNA, 4316 nt
Organism: Ooceraea biroi (clonal raider ant)
Lineage: Eukaryota; Metazoa; Arthropoda; Insecta; Hymenoptera; Formicidae
Gene: Ube3a
Product: ubiquitin protein ligase E3A
Biological process (GO): protein polyubiquitination
Molecular function (GO): ubiquitin protein ligase activity
Source: RefSeq, a predicted model, not a curated record
GUCGAUCUCCCUAACCUCCAAAGCCGCGCGAGCGCAGCGAUUCUCGACGGGAACCUCUUUCUCUCUCUCUCUCUCUCUCUCUCUCUCUCUUUCUCUCUCUCUCGCGUUCGCACGUAGUUCCAUCUGUCCGUCCUCCCCGUCCUCCUGCGUGCGAUCGCUCCCGUUCUGAUUUCCCUAAAGUUCCCCUAUUGCCUCGAGUUUUGCCGUCUCUCUAUCUCGUGUGUACUCCAUCGUCCGUUCGGCGUGGGGGAGAAACGUAAUAACGCGCCGAACACAUCACAUAUCCAGAACGGCCGCGGCCACGCGUUUAAAGGGACACGCAGCGAGUGCAACGACGCGCAGCUACGCAGAGUUGGAGGUUGGAAAUAGUGCUGAGUUGGACAGCGAGAAUCGCAUUGACAAACAGACAGCGGUAUUGUUGUGCGGAGUGCGGAGUGGCGAAACACGGUGGCACACGACUCGUCACGACGAAGCAGGCAAAAUUCCGACGAUUUACGGUCUAUGAGCGCCAAGGGCCAGGAGGACCCUGGGGAAGAUCACGUUUCCAGGGUAGAAGAGGAGAGCCCUUGCAGCGACAUGAAGCGCGCAGCUGCAAAAAAGCUUAUUGAACGAUAUUUUUACCAGCUUACGGACGGAUGUGGAAAUCCCCAUUGUGACAAUCAGCAUUGUGCCUCAAGUGGCAAAGUUACUAAUCUCACCCCAAAUCAAGCAGCUGCUCAAGCGAUUCAGUUAUUCUCGCAGGAAGCAAGACUUUGCGACGGUACGCAACCCAGUAAAGUUGCUCGGACUAUAGAACCUGGACAAACAUCACUAGCUAAGAGUCUACCUGUAAAAAAUGUCAAUUCUACAAGCUCCGAUGAAGGUAAACAAGAGCUGUAUCUCACAGAAGCUAAACUUCUGGAUAUCAUAGAAAAAUGUAAAAUGGAAGGUUCAUAUUCUUUAUUAAUUCGUACAUUGGGGGAAGUGUUUUCUUCCGGGAAGGCGUUAAGCAUGAGUUUCCGAAAGACUGAGAAAAGCAAUUCUCCUUUGGUGGCGCUUCUUGAAAAGGCGCCGGAUACCUUGUUAAGGCCACCCGCAGAUCUGGAUAAAGAGACGGUGCGAUCUCUUCAGGGGGAGGACAAAGAACAGGACAGCAGUGAUCCAUCACCUACAGUUCCUAAUAAUGACGACACUACCGUUGAUUUACCAUCGGUUCGCAGAGCGUUCGAGGCGCUUUGGUCUGUGCCAGGCGAGGUAUUCGAGUCAGCUCUGGUCAAUGCGCUAGUCACGUUGGCAGAUGACAUAGAGUUAGAUCUGAGAGUAUUCCGCAUAAUGCGCUGGGACAAUAUGGACACGUUAUUACAUAUAUUCCUCAUUGUCUUUGAAAUUCCGAUGCUCGGAACCAGCGAAUACUUGGAAUUGGUCCUCCACAUGUUGUGUAAAGCGUGUAGCUGCCUGCCUAUAGUGGCGCAAGCUAAACUGACACGCUUGUGGGCCAAGCACUGCAAAUCACGACUCCCGAGUCUUCUGCAGGCGCUUCAAGAGCUCAUAACUGUCAAGGUAAUAGGGGGUUCCUUCACGCGUGACUACUGCGUCCAAGAUGCGGAUACUAUUACUGCACCGACGAAAGUUAUGAAAAUUCUGUACUACGCGAGUAUGCUGGCUGGUGAACUAGAGGAAGUGGUAUCGAGCGACGAGAAUGAGUCGGCUAGUAGCGACAAAGGCGCCUCGCGUUCAUCAACGUCACAAAUCCCCCAGGAUCCCUUAGCGACAGAAUUGGGGAUUACAGCAUUGGACGCGCGUAAACCUCUAAUACCGUUUACCGAUUUCUACAAUGAACCGCUCAGCGACGCUAUAGAGAUGGACAAAGAUUUCGCUUACUACAAGAGUGAAGAGCCGAUGAAGUUUAGCUUCAUGAAUUAUGCGUUCAUUCUUACGCCAGCUACUAAGACCCUGGGUCUGUAUUACGACAAUCGCAUCAGAAUGUACAGCGAGCGACGUAUGAGCUUUUUGCAGACCGUUGUUGGACAGCCCACCAAUCCAUAUCUCAGACUAAAGGUUCGAAGAGACCAUCUGAUAGACGACGCGCUAGUGGAAUUGGAAAUGGUUGCGAUGGAAAACCCGUCUGACUUGAAGAAACAGUUGGUCGUCGAGUUCGAAGGAGAACAAGGCGUCGACGAAGGCGGCGUGUCUAAAGAGUUCUUUCAACUAGUCGUAGAGGAAAUUUUCAAUCCGGACUACGGCAUGUUCACCACACAAGAGGACACGCAGAUGACGUGGUUCAAUCCGACGUCAUUCGAGAGUGACGCGCAGUUCACCCUAAUAGGCAUCGUGCUUGGCUUAGCAAUUUAUAACAAUGUGAUCUUGGACGUGCGUUUCCCAAUGGUGGUUUACAGAAAGUUGCUAGGCAGGAAGGGCACCUUCGCCGAUCUGGAGGAUUGGAGCCCAACGUUGUACCGAACGAUGAAGGAAUUGAUGGAGUACACCGGAGACGAUAUGCCGGAGACGUUCAUGCAAACCUUCCGAGUGGGUUACAGGGACGUGUUCGGAUCAAUAUCGUUCCACGAGCUCAAAGAGAACGGUGACGAACUGUACGUCACGCAGGAGAAUAAGAAGGAAUUUGCCGACCUCUAUGCGGAUUUCCUGCUGAAUAAAUCUAUGGAGCGGCAGUUCAACGCUUUCCGACGUGGUUUCCAGAUGGUCACGGACGAGAGCCCGCUGGCGUUGCUCUUCAGACCGGAGGAAAUCGAGCAGCUGGUUUGCGGGAGCAAGAUCUUCGAUUUCGCCGAGCUGGAGGCGGCUACCGAGUACGAGGGCGGUUACACCGUGGACAGCGAGGCGGUGCGUAAUUUCUGGCGUGUGGCGCACUCCCUACCACCCGAGAGCCAGCGAAGGCUCCUGCAGUUCACGACCGGCAGUGAUCGAGUACCGGUCGGCGGCCUCUCGAGACUCAAAAUGGUCAUUGCCAGACACGGUCCGGACUCCGACAGAUUGCCGAUAGCACACACGUGCUUCAAUGUUUUACUGUUGCCGGACUACAGUACGAUAGAGAAACUGCAGGACCGCCUGUUGAAAGCAAUCAAUUACUCGAAAGGUUUCGGCAUGUUAUGAAUACGUGCCGCGCAUCGCUCCACUUUCUUCCUCAGUCUUUCGAAUUAUACUUCAAGUACACGAUAAGAUUCAACUCCCCUCGCCAUUUUAUUCGCAGCUAAUCGCUAAUCGGAAACCGUGCCAGUGCGCUUAAAAUACGACACAAAACACACCGCUUGUGUACCGUGUACCGUCAAGAGUUCUCCUGACAUUCGAACAAAUUCCAACGAAUCAAAAAGAUCGAAGACCUUUGUGCAUAAAACGGGUAUUCUUGGGAAAAAAAACGAGAGAAAAAGAGGGAAACGCUUCGAAACUAUCUCCGCACCACCCGCAGGAAUCGCUUGUAUCAUAGUGUGUACUUUUUCUACUAAUGUACAAGAUAAUGAAGACCGAUUUUGAUGGCCAUUCCGAAACGAUUGCGAGAAGAAGUGUAAGAGAGACAUUAACAAAAAAAAACGCACGACUGCAAUGAGUGUAAAAAAAACGCGGGUACCGAACCAGGAGGUACCGCGUCAUAGAAAUAAAUAUGUAAUUUUAGCGAGACGUAUAGAUAACAGAAUGCGUUCCGGGAACUCAAUGGCCGUACAAUCGUUGCGUGAUUUUAUUCGCCGUUGAUUCCGUUUCCAACAACAAGAGCAAUCUACCAAUUUUUUUUGUUUUUUUUUUACCAGAAAAAAAAUUCGUCGCUAACGCAGGUCGUUAAUUCUAACAUAACGGAUGGAAUUUUAAUCAGAAAGUGAAAUGUUUAUUGAUUGUAAAGUAUUUAAUUGAGAGCAUAUAUAUAUAUAUACAUAUAUAUUUAUGAUAAAACGUGAUGUAACGAGUCAUACGAUAUUUAGUUUGGGAGUAAACUUGACAAGAUUGUCGAAAUGAACGUGUAAAGAUCAUUUACUUGUCUCUGAAUUUUUGAUAUGCAACCGUUUAGAUUCCAGAACGCAUCUGAGAGCUGCAAAGCCGAAAACAACCCUUGUAGGAGACUGAGCUAAUGUCACUUUGAACGAAGGUUUUUGUAAAGGAAAGCAAAAAAACAAAUGGCGCUUUUGUAUUGUACCUUUCUUUCGAUUUCGAACAUUUUUCUCAUGCAUCACACGUCACGGUGGUCAAGUAGUGGAAUCGAAUAGAGAUUAUAAAUUUGUAUAAACGUUUAUGAACGUUUAGGCAGCGUUCUUUUCGAACGGCUACCUAAAUUAUCAGCCGUCUUAUUGUUAUUCACGUGACAAUAAAGCUCUCAAGAGAAAAGAAAAGAG